AUGAAUGCUGUUGGAAGGCAGAGAUCUGGUGCAUCAUCGACUGUGCACCACCAGCGUCAGUACUCCGAUAAUUUUCUAGAAUCAUCAUCAAAUGGCCGAUGGCUGCAAUCAGCUGGUCUUCAGCACCUGCAGUCAUCAAACAAUGCAGUUCCUCCACUUCAGGAUUUUGGAUACUAUAAUGGAGGGGGUCAGGACUCGAGAAUGUAUAGGAGCGUGCAGGCGCAGAGGACUUACAGUGGAGGCAGCGAUUUGUUUGCUGAACCAUUGACGCCACCAGUAAAUUCACGGCCGGGAAGUCAGAGAAGGAACGGGGAGGAGCAAGUUUCGCCAAUUGAGUAUAGUCCAGGGCUUUUGGAUUUACAUUCUCUCGACACCGAACUACUUACUGAGAUGCCAGCUCCUAGUCUGUAUAAUGGCACCUCAAUGCAUUUUGCACGGGGGAGAAGCUUUGAUGACUCCGAUCCAUACCUUGGAAACAAUAAACAAAACAGCAAAGCUCGUGGUUUGCAGGAGAACAAUGUUAUGAAAAGCAUUGCAGCGGACAAUGUAAAGGCCAGCAAUGUUGCAAAGAUCAAAGUGGUGGUACGCAAAAGACCAUUAAACAAAAAAGAAUUGUCGAAGAAUGAGGAAGAUAUCAUUGAAACACAAUCUAAUUCUAUUGUCGUCCAUGAGACAAAACUUAAGGUUGACUUGACAGAAUAUGUGGAGAAGCAUGAAUUUGUCUUUGAUGCUGUGCUGAACGAGGAAGUAUCAAAUGAUGAGGUCUAUCGUGAAACUGUGGAGCCCAUUGUUCCAAUAAUUUUCCAACGCACCAAAGCUACUUGCUUCGCCUAUGGGCAAACAGGAAGUGGCAAAACCUUUACAAUGAAACCACUACCCCUAAAGGCUUCUAGGGAUAUCUUGAGGCUCAUGCAUCACACUUACAGGAAUCAAGGGUUUCAAUUGUUUGUAAGCUUCUUUGAGAUAUAUGGAGGAAAAUUAUAUGAUUUACUCAGCGAUCGGAAAAAGCUUUGCAUGAGAGAGGACGGCAAACAACAAGUUUGUAUUGUAGGCUUGCAAGAGUACAAAGUAUCAGAUGUGGAGACAAUUAAGGACCUUAUUGAGAAAGGAAAUGCAACAAGAAGUACAGGCACCACUGGUGCAAAUGAGGAAUCAUCCCGUUCACAUGCCAUUCUUCAGCUAACCAUUAAGAGGUCAACUGAUGGCAGUGAAACCAAACCUGCUCGAGUUGUUGGCAAGCUCUCCUUCAUAGACCUUGCUGGAAGUGAACGCGGUGCUGAUACUACUGAUAAUGAUAAACAAACUAGAAUGGAAGGGGCUGAGAUUAACAAAAGUUUGCUUGCCUUGAAGGAGUGCAUUAGAGCCCUUGAUAAUGAUCAGGGGCAUAUUCCAUUCAGAGGCAGUAAAUUAACUGAAGUCUUAAGGGAUUCAUUUGUUGGAAAUUCUCGUACUGUGAUGAUAUCAUGUGUUUCACCCAAUGCGGGGUCCUGUGAACAUACAUUAAACACAUUAAGAUAUGCGGACAGGGUGAAGAGCCUUUCAAAAGGGAACAACAACAAAAAAGAUGUUUUCUCAUCAACCUCAAAUCUGAAGGAAUCAUCAACACAACCCCUGUCAUCAGUUUUACCGCCUGCAUCAACAUUUGAAGAUGACACUGGUGAUUCAUGGCCUGAAAAAACUGACAGGGAAGAAUAUGACGAAGAGUUUUACGAGCAAGAGAAGCCAGCGUGGAAGCAAAACUCAAAAGUUGAAUCAUACCCUUUUUCUAACGUGGAUGAUAAAAUGAGGAGAGCCAACAAUCAGUCAAAGUGGAAGGAACCUCUUAAAUCCGAUAUGAAAUACUUGAACUCCGACGAUGAUUUGAACUCUCUAUUAAAGGAAGAGGAAGAUCUUGUCAAUGCUCAUAGGAGACAAGUGGAGGAGACAAUGGAUAUUGUUCGAGAGGAGAUGAAUCUAUUGGUUGAGGCAGAUCAACCAGGGAAUCAGCUAGAUGAUUAUGUCACCAGAUUGAAUACAAUCCUAUCCCAAAAGGCUGCCGGUAUCUUACAGUUGCAGAAUCGCUUGGCUCAUUUCCAAAGACGACUGAAGGAGCACAACGUUCUAGUAUCUUCUGGAAAACUAAGCUUUCUUGUAUUUCUACUAUGUGUUCUCUUCUCUUUGAAGAACCAACAUGCAGAAACCAACAAGGGUUCAUCACGAAUUACUGACACUUCACAUUCGUUUCUAAGGGCUCAAUCAAGAAAUAAGGUGGAAAGGAAGCUCCCAGAAACUCAUUCUUAUAAUUCUCGCCAGGGAUCGCUCAGAUAUGAUUACUACAAUGAAUCUUGCCCAUUAGCCGAGAAAAUCGUUCGAACAACUAUUCAUGAACUCUUCAAUCUGCGGCAAAAUGUUGCCCCUGCAUUGUUGAGGCUACUUUUCCAUGAUUGCUUUGUGGAGGGGUGUGAUGCUUCUGUUCUACUGGAUGCUGCUGAUGGAAUACCGAGUGAGAAAGAUUCUCCACCAAAUGAAUCUUUAAAAGGGUUUGAUCUGAUCGACAUCAUUAAGUCUAAUGUUGAAAAAGCAUGCCCCAGAAUCGUUUCUUGCGCUGAUAUUGUCGUUUUGGCGGCAAGAGAAAGUGUCCUUCUGGCUGGUGGCCCGUUCUACCCUCUGUAUACCGGUAGGAGAGACAGUAUAGUUUCUUUUCAAGAAGUAGCAACAUAUGAGCUUCCUACUCCCCAAGACAAUCUCUCUAAAACAAUUGAGGCAUUUGCAUCAAGAGGGUUUGAUCAAAGAGAGACCGUCAGUCUAUUAGGUGCCCACAGCACUGGUACGAUUCACUGCAAAUUCUUUUUCAACCGUCUUUAUAACUUCAGUGGAACUCAAGGGCCUGACCCCUCUAUAGAUACUGAAUUUCUCAACUUUCUGAGGUCAAAAUGCAAUAGAAGCCAUACCUCAUCAUCAACACUAUCUAUAUCACCCUCAUUAUCACCUUCACCCUCUGUCGAGCGCUUAUCAACUGCCUCCUUUAACGAUCCCACGAUGAAGAUGGACUAUGAGGGACCGGGAACAGGUUUUGGCACGGUAUACUACUCCAGUCUUCUUCAAGGCAAGGGAUUACUCUUUGUUGAUCAGCAGCUGACAGCAGGGGAAGAAACAGAGAAUUGGGUCCGAGCAUAUGCAUCAGAUAUUUCCCUGUUCCAAAGGGACUUUGGACUUACAAUGAACAAACUGUCCAAUCUCCAGGUCCUGACGGCACCAAUGGGCCAGGUUCGACUUAAUUGCCGAAAAGUGAACUGA
Molecule: messenger RNA, 3276 nt
Organism: Fraxinus pennsylvanica
Lineage: Eukaryota; Viridiplantae; Streptophyta; Magnoliopsida; Lamiales; Oleaceae
Source: the annotation of a GenBank genome assembly